AUGAUAGGCCUUUGUCACAACGAUUUUUUGGAUAGUAGUAUAAUCAGAAAAUGCCUAUUCGGACAAAGCUCACCGAAUGAUACCAACGUAAAGAAUUACCUUCCUGUUUCUUCUGUUUUAACCAACGAGACAUAUCAAAAUAGGUUCUGUGCAUAUUGUAAUCUGGAGCAGGAAAUAAAAGUGAGUCAGCUUCCGGAUAUGUCUAGGUCUUCAACCUGUCGACAUCAUCAGAAACGUUUUGUUAUUUACAUAAAGCUUUCAAGUCUGACAGGAUUGGCUUGGCUCUUUGGAUUUAUUGCUGAAAUAUCUCACUCGGAUAUCUUCCUGUCGGCUUAA
Messenger RNA from Mizuhopecten yessoensis (Yesso scallop), 336 nucleotides. RefSeq lists its product as uncharacterized. The record is from RefSeq and is a predicted model, not a curated record. The transcript has 3 exons. Bases 1 to 336 code for a protein of 111 amino acids. NCBI's taxonomy places the organism in Eukaryota, Metazoa, Mollusca, Bivalvia, Pectinida, Pectinidae.